AUGGUCGUCUUUUCUUUUCUUCUCCUUUUGACAGUUUGCCACGUGUUAGCGGUGGAUCCCGGAUCUGCUGUUAGACGAGUGGAAGUUGUCAAAGAUCAACAUUUCAAUGACCUGACGGAUUCCGCAAAGGAGCAAGCCUUUACCAAGACACUUUGUGGAUUGCUCUAUGGGAACGAGAAUUGUGGAAAGAGCUUUUUGUCAACCGACGGCAACAUUGUUCAAAACCCAACUGACGAUGAGAAUCUUGAUUUGGUCAUGGACUACGUGAAAGACGGCUCGUUCAACAAAACUGGACAACUCCGCUAUGCCUCCGUACCUGUUGUGGAAGACGAACUCGUGAUGGACAUCCUCAACAUGAUUUAUGGAAAGAAAGAGUACACUUUGCUUCUGAAUAAUCCAACUAAAGAAGAAUUGAGUGCUUUCGUGAGAGACAUGAUCCGGAUUCCUGCUCAGCAAGUCUUGAAGCAACAACUUCUUCACAAGAUUCUGGAGAGUCGCGCUUCGUACGAGAAGUUUGUCAGUCCGAUGCUCGAAAACAACAAAAGACAGCGACUUUUGGAUUUUGCUCAACACCUUUUGGAUUCAUAUCAGAACGGAACACUGUCCACUCAAGAUACUGUGUAUCUUAAUGAGCAACUUCAGAAUUACGCGUUUUUCGAUAGACCACAGGAUAAAGAAUUCAGAGCAAUGGUUGAUAAGCUGAUGAGGGUUUUCGGGAAAUCGAUUAAUCUUGCUGAUAGAGAUGGACUUGAGACUGGAACCGACACUGAGCAAUUGGAAACCACUUUGACGCCUUCUGUUGCUUUUGGUUCUGAUGGAAACGAAAAUUCCUCAAAUCACAGAGACUUUGAAAGUAAAGAAGCUAUUAAAACCACGACUGGUUUCGCCACGACUACUGCAUUCACUGCCGGACCGUAUACUACUGGAGGAUCUGAUUCAACAACUCGUUACACAAUAACCACUGGAGGAACCACGGGAAGACCACAAACUACUGGAGGACCUACUGUAUUCACUACCGGACCGUAUACUACUGGAGGAACCACCGGAGGACAAACGCAUUAUACAACCGCACCCUAUCCACCUGGGCAGCGUACAACUGGGCCCUACACCACUGGAGGAACCACAGGACCAUACACGACUGGAGGAACAACAGGACCAUACACCACUGGUGGAACCACAGGACCAUACAUCACUGGGGGAACCACAGGACCAUACACCACUGGAGGAACAACAGGACCAUACACCACUGGAGGAACAUCAGGACCAUACACCACUGGGGGAACCACAGGACCAUACACCACUGGAGGAACAACAGGACCAUACACCACUGGAGGAACAUCAGGACCAUACACCACUGGGGGAACCACAGGACCGUACACCACUGGGGGAACCACAGGACCAUACACCACUGGUGGAACCACAGGAUCAUACACCACUGGAGGAACCACAGGACCAUACACCACUGGUGGAACCACAGGACCAUACACCACUGGUGGAACCACAGGAUCAUACACCACUGGAGGAACCACAGGACCAUACACCACUGGAGGAACAACUAGCAAUCCAAACCACAGACGGGCUUUGGCUGAUGAGCACUAUCCAACUGGAAAAGUUGCCGAAUAUACCAUGACGACUCCAUUGUCCGAAAAAGUUAUGGAAGACGAAGUCAGCUCUAAAGAUCCAGUAAGAAGUUUCAACAAUGCUCCGGAGCAGUCGGUUAACAGCACCACGAGCUCUCCAAAACUGACACAUGACUCGGAAGGUUACGCGAAAUCUAUGAUGACCGCGGAGACAGAUGAACCACUCGUAUACGUCCAGGAAGGUGCAAACGCCGACAAGGUUCCUGGAUCCGCCAUGAAAGCUGACAUCGAUGAUGAGAAAAAGACCAACUCCUUUUUGAAUAUGGAAAUGGAUUUGAAGUCGACCCGCAACAUGGGUGGCAUGGUGGAUGAGGAAACUGCCAAACCGCCGUCGGCGUAA
This is a messenger RNA of Caenorhabditis remanei, 1980 nucleotides long. RefSeq lists its product as uncharacterized. Lineage: Eukaryota; Metazoa; Nematoda; Chromadorea; Rhabditida; Rhabditidae. The transcript has 7 exons. The record is from RefSeq and is a predicted model, not a curated record. Bases 1 to 1980 code for a protein of 659 amino acids.